This is a messenger RNA of Castor canadensis (American beaver), 1116 nucleotides long. RefSeq names its product neuropeptide Y receptor type 6. NCBI's taxonomy places the organism in Eukaryota, Metazoa, Chordata, Mammalia, Rodentia, Castoridae. Gene Ontology annotation, biological process: G protein-coupled receptor signaling pathway. Gene Ontology annotation, molecular function: neuropeptide binding; neuropeptide Y receptor activity. Gene Ontology annotation, cellular component: plasma membrane; neuron projection. The record is from RefSeq and is a predicted model, not a curated record.
AUGGAAGUUUCUCUAAACCAGCCAGCAUCUAAUAAAACCAGUGAAAAGAGCAACAACUCUGCAUUUUUCUAUUUUGAAUCCUGUCAACCCCCUUCUGCAGCCUUACUCUUACUACUCGUAGCCUAUACUGUGGUCUUGAUCCUGGGCCUUUUUGGAAACCUGUCUCUCAUCAUCAUUAUCUUUAAGAAACAGAGAGAAGCUCAAAACGUAACCAACAUACUGAUUGCCAACCUCUCUUUCUCUGACAUAUUGGUGUGUGUCAUGUGCAUCCCCUUUACAGUCAUCUACACUUUGAUGGACCACUGGAUAUUUGGAAAUACCAUGUGCAAACUCACUUCCUAUGUGCAGAGUGUCUCCAUCUCUGUAUCCAUAUUCUCCCUUGUAUUAAUUGCUAUUGAAAGGUAUCAGCUUAUUGUGAAUCCCCGUGGCUGGAAACCAAGGAUAUUUCAUGCCUACUGGGGCAUCACACUCAUUUGGUUCAUUUCCCUUCUGUUGUCUAUUCCCUUGUUUCUGUCCUAUCACCUCACCAAUGAACCCUUUCAAAACCUUUCCCUCCCCACUGAUGUCUACACCCACCGGGUGGCCUGUGUCGAGAACUGGCCCUCCAAAACGAACCAGCUCCUCUUCUCCACCUCCUUGUUUAUUCUCCAGUACUUUGUACCUCUGGGCUUCAUCCUCAUCUGUUAUCUGAAGAUUGUCAUCUGCCUCCGCAAGAGAAACAGGAAGGUAGACAGAAAGAAGCAAAAGGAGAGCCAGCUCAGUGAGAACAAGAGGAUCAACACCAUGUUGAUUUCCAUCGUGGUGACCUUUGGAGCAUGCUGGCUGCCUCUGAAUAUCUUCAAUGUCAUCUUUGACUGGUAUCAUGAGGUGCUGAUGGGCUGCCACCAUGAUCUGGUAUUUGUAGUUUGCCACUUGGUUGCUAUGGUUUCUACAUGCAUAAACCCUCUCUUUUAUGGCUUUCUUAACAAAAAUUUCCAGAAGGACCUGAUGAUACUCAUUCACCAUUGUUGGUGCUUUGCACCUCAGGAAAGAUAUGAAAAUAUUGCCAUGUCCAGUACGCACACAGAUGAAUCCAAGGGGUCUUUAAGACUGGCUCGCAUAUCAACAGGUAUAUAA